Prorocentrum cordatum is the source of this 684-nucleotide messenger RNA. Lineage: Eukaryota; Dinophyceae; Prorocentrales; Prorocentraceae. The record is from the annotation of a GenBank genome assembly.
AUGUUUGACACCUGGCGAAGGUCUCGGGAAGGCGCUAUUUCCGUUGAGGCUCCAUUUAAACAAUAUGCUCGGACAACGCAAUGGGGCGCAGCACUGCAUUUGCUCCGCGGAGGAAUUCGAUCAGGUGUGAAAGUUCCCCCAGGUCAAUACAUUGCGAUUGCCAACGCAUGUAGAAAAGCCGGGCAAUGGCAACGGGCAGUGUCGCUGCUCAAUGAGAUGUGGGAGUCGAAGACGGAGCCCAACAUUAUCAGCUACAGCGCUGGAAUAAGCGCAUACGAGAAGGGCAGACAGUGGAAGCAGGCUUUGGCCCUGCUCAGAGGCAUGCGGGAGGCGAAGGUGCAGCCCGACAUCAUCAGCUACAGCGCUGGGAUCAGCGCGUGCGAGAAGGCCAAGCGGUGGGAGCAGGCUCUGUUGCUGCUAAACGAGAUGUGGAUGACGAGUCUGGAACCGAACGUUAUCAGCUACAGCGCCGUGGUCAGCUCGUGCGGGAAGGGCGAGCAGUGGCAGUGGGCUCUGGUGCUGCUGAGCGCGAUGUGGGAGGCGACGCUGGAACCAGAUUCAGCUACAGCGCUGGGACCAGCGCGUGUGAGAAGGGCGGGCAGUGGCAACAGGCCUUGGCGCUACUCAGCGAGAUGUGGGAGGCGAAGCUGCAACCCGACGGCUUCAUCUAUAAUGCUGGGAUAA